GUUUGUUUGCCGAGAGAAGAAACUGUGUCAUUCUGCGCUUGUAAUUGCCCGUUUUCUAAAAUGGAAGAGUUUUACUGCUUCGGACACGAUUCUUUUGCUUCCAGUCUGCUUGGCACGGUCACCGUCAACUUGUACUCGCUCAAUCGGGAGCCACGCCUUCAACUUCGUGAGAACUUGGUGGAUGAGAAUAACAGAGCCACCAGUAUGAUUAUCGCAUUCGAAAUCGCUCAUCAAUCGCCGGAUGGGCGAAUCAGUGGUAUCGAUCAGCAAGAACUUUCUUUUCCCGUAACCCCUUUGGAUUAUGGCCUACAGGCCUAUCCGGGCGACGAGAGAAGUGAUCCACAAAUCGAAGCGGGAGAGAGUGCGCUCGACUUCGAAGAUGAAUACACAGCCUUGGAGCGAAUGCAAGGAGAUGGGGAUGUUGAAGACCUUUCAGAUGCAUUUUCCGGUCCAGAAGCUAGGUAAGAGAGUGCGCUCGACUUCGAAGAUGAAUACACAGCCUUGGAGCGAAUGCAAGGAGAUGGGGAUGUUGAAGACCUUUCAGAUGCAUUUUCCGGUCCAGAAGCUAGGUACAGUUACUGUCCUGGAAAUUCCGUAACCCAUUCCGCCGCAGAGCUGGUUGUCAAUGUGAUUGAGGCUCGUCGACUGUUCGGUACCAAUAUUAACCCUGUUGUCACUGUGACCGUCGGGAAAGAAGUCCAAAAGACCCCUGCGAAAUUUGCCACCAAUCAUCCGUUCUACGACAGUUUCUUCUCGUUCGAUUUGCAACGUGCGAGACAGCAACUACUGACAGAGACCAUAAAAAUUCAGGUGUUCAAUAUCCGCCAGCAUCCAAUGCUCCGGCUACUCCCAGGCAAAGUGAUUGGAGAAUUCGUCACGGAUGUAAGAACGGUUUACGACUACAAACAGCAUACAAUAUUCAACAAAUGGGCUGUUAUAGUGGAUCCGAAAGACCCUUGGGCUGGUCCAAAAGGCUACGUGAAAGUCGAUAUGAGUGUGGUCGAACAAGGUCAACAGAUGGUCAGAAACAAGAGAGAAAUCGAUCAAGACGAAAACAUUGAAGCAAAUCUCAUCCUUCCUCGGUAUCUACGCGGUCAAAAGCAAGACACCAUGGUUUCUUUGGCUAUUCAAGUUUACCAAGCUGAAGAUUUACCGCCGAUGCAUACUGAUAUCAGCAACAAGAUGCGUCAAGCAUUUGUCGGCGAGGGUGCAGCAAAUGUGGAUCCACUAGUUGAAGUGUGUUACGCUGGAUUCAAGUGUCAAACGAAAACCAAACGGUAUGACGCGUCGCCGAUAUGGAAUCAAGAGCUGAUAUUCAACAACUAUUUUCCUCCGCUCACUCACACCAUCCGCGUCAAUGUGAAAAAUGCUGGCAUUAAGAGUGAGAUUAUCGCCACACACCUGAUAGAUUUGACGACGAUUAUGGAUCUACGAACCGGAGGCUACUUGCCAAGUUUCGGACCCGCAUGGAUAAAUCUUUAUGGGACCCCACGAAUUUAUACCUAUGCGCAAAUGUUGAGACCGGAGGACGAAUUGAAUUUGGGACUUGGCGAAGGAGUCGCUUAUCGUGGUCGUCUAUUAAUGUCAAUCACAGCGAAGAAGGAUGACACUAUCGAACGCGUUGGUACAGCGAUUGAGGUGGCCACGCCUGUUUCCGAGACAGUCGCUGGAAAGAAGAACAUAUAUUUUCUGUUUGCCUCCAUCUUUGAUGCCACUGUCAUCGAUCAGAAGCUGGGAUCGAAAAACAAACCGAUUUCUUUUGAGAUAAGCAUGGGUCUUUUUGGGAACCAGCUUGAUGGAAAACGUGGAGGAGUGGACGAACUCCCAAUUGAGUUUGCCAAAUCAGCCGAAGGUCGUGAACGUGUGGAUUGGCGUAAAAGUACAACAGAACCAAUGCUGGCCCGCACAGAUGACAAGGAGUACUAUUUUCUGGAUUUUGGACCACGGAAGCCUUGCAUUUAUAUGAUCAGUUAUUUUGAGGACCAUCGGUGUCGUAUGUGCAUACCAAACAUACUGGAAAGACUUUAUGAAUACUUAAAUUACGGUCUCGAUCGUUUCCGCUUCUUCACUUUACGUCGUCAACCGCACAAAGCUCGUCAGUGGUUCCGCACGCUAAUGCGUCGGUUGAGCAAGCGCAUAACCACUGUCAUACAGGAUGUGGAGGGUUGUCGAGGAACCGCAAUGCGCACCAAACUGGAUAUCUAUCAUGCGCGACGCAUCCGGCGAGAUUUGAAACGUAUCGCCGUUCAGGCAUGGAAUUUGUCGAGUGUUCAAAAGCAUGAAAUAGGAGAAAAAGUGCGCGAAGUAAACGCCAUGUUGAAAAGGAUACACAAGCUGAUGCAACACCCACUCGAUGCUCUUCCCGAUAUUUUCAUAUCCAUGAUCCAAGAUGGGCGCCGUGUUGGUUUCGCACGUGUCCCAGCGCGAGACAUCUAUUAUUCUGUGGUGGAAAGUGAAAAAGGGAAGUGGAAUGGUCAGCUGGCAACUAUCUUCAUCCGAAAACAAGGCCGCGAAGGUGUCGGAGAGAAAGGAUGGAAGAUACAAUGUCAACUGAGCGUGUACCUGUGGCUCGGACUGUUGAAAGAUUUCACCGCUUAUAAGCUCGGUAUUCCAGGUGGAGUGGAUCCCAUGUGCUUCAGCAGAACGAAACCACCUGAUGAGCUGGUCUAUUUACAACGGAGUCGAUUUGAAUUACGAUGCUACAUCUUCAUCGCUCGAAAUCUAAUCGCUUCUGAUGAAAGCGGUCUGUCGGAUCCGUUGGCACGGGUGUUGAUCAAAGAAUACGUGCUGCAGACUCAGCCGCUUUAUCAAACCAUGAGUCCAAUGUGGGAUGUGCUACUCUACAAACAACUUCUGUUCUAUCAUGACCCGAAAUCCUUAAAGGAGAAUCUCCAACAGUUAGUUGUCGAAGUGUUUGAUGUGGACCCUGGGAAUGAACUGGAGUUUCUUGGAAGAUGCUUCUGCGGAAUAAAUGUCUGGAUAGAAGGUGAUAAAUACAAACCUCCCGGUCUGCAGUGGUGGCCGCUGUAUCGGGGGCAGACUGCUGCCGGUGAAUUACUUGCAGCCUUCGACCUCAUUCAGUUAGAUACCAGAGUUCCGUUCGAGGGGAUCCCCACAUUUGCCGAGAUUGCAGCCUAUACGAAAGAUUUCGAUCAACGUGUCAUCUUGAAAAGCAUUCCUGGAAUGGUCCUGGAUGAUGAGGAUGACUUGAACCGGGAAUCUUCAGACGAGGACUACGAAUCCGAUUUUGAUGAAGAGGACGAAUUGUUGGAUGCGGAUUCCGUUUUUUUGGCUCAACACAAGCCCCCCAAACAAAAAGACCGUCGGAGAACCGUCAAACUUGGACUGGCUCCGCCGCAACUCGCGAUUCGACGAAGAGAGGAGGAUUAUCGAAUUCCGGACAGUAUUCGUCCACCUUUGCAACGAUUCCGAUUUGAAGUUCUGUUCUGGAGCAUGUUUGGAAUGGCCCGACAACAGCUGCUCCCAGUCAGACGACCAAACCAAACAAUCGAAAUCGGUGGGACAAAAAUUGAAUCGGAAAUUAUGCACGAUUUACACAAACGCCGUCUUUUUGAGAAUCACUUCAAAGUAGCAGACGUGAUGCGUCCAACGUGCGCCGGUGGAGUAGUGGUUACACGCUCGCCUCGCAUGCCAGAUAUCCGGGGUUCAAAUCCCGGCACGGCCAUUGGAUAUGCACUGCUGAUGAGCUCUGGCUUCACUUCAUCUACCUUUCCCAACUUCCUGUCACAGUAUCUUCCGGUUGAUGAACGUUACUGGCCUCCUGUUGUAAUGAACUGUCAUGACAAUCGUACCUUUGGAACAAAGGUCAUCGUUGGAACAUAUACAUUCUCAAAUGUUCGGGAUUACCUGGAUGUUUCCAGCCUUGGUUUGCCGGAAGAUGACGAGGAUUCCACCUAUGACGAGGGGCCAAAUUUGGCUCCGCGACUGAACAUCAGACUUGAUUCCCUGUUUGACCAAGAAGAUGCUAUGAGUGGGCGUGAUCAAUCCAAGAAACGUUCGGAUGCCUCAGCGAGCCGCCGGAGCGAGGUGACAAUGGAGGAUUCGGAGGGAUCUGAACCUACGGAAAUUAACCUGGAUGAUAUCAAUCCGAAUUUCGUCGCACCAAAACUAGAGGGCAGCAUAGAAACAAGGUCGAUAGCAGACUCGGGAGAGCAGCGUGGGCCUCCUGAUUAUAUGGAUAUCACCGCUGGAGGUCCCGAAGCAGUGGUACAUAUGGGGCCAACUCCAGAACAGCUGGCCAGCGCAGAUUUUUGGACGAGGUACUUUGCCACAAUUAAUGCAGCUGAUACGUACAAGGAAGAGGAACGACAUGACGAGUUGACAGAUUCAGACGCUAGCAGUUUGAGUGACAAGUUGGACCAGAUCAAAGUGGCCGAGGAACCAGCCGAGCUUUUCAGGACCAGCUUGCAUUUGCGCCAAGUUGGAGGUUUUGUCUACAGGUCACGUGAUACCCACUCGUUCCACGUGAUUUGUGUAGCGGCAUCGCGAGCAUCCAUUCAAUGGGAACGACAUGACGAGUUGACAGAUUCAGAUGCUAGCAGUUUGAGUGACAAGUUGGACCAGAUCAAAGUGGCCGAGGAACCAGCCGAAGAAGUUCCAAUGGAAAUAUUGGAUCCAAGCGCCACAGCACAACAAAAACGCAAAUGGUGGAAAAAGAAGAAAAAACAAAAAAGAAUUUUGACCGGUCGUGAAAAGCGCCAAUUGGAGAUAGAAAAAAGACGCAGAAAGCGUGUGCAGAAAAAGAAACUUCGUCAAAAAAUUGCAGAGAAAUUUACAGGAGAUUCCAAAAGGAUGUACUUUAAGGAGCACUACGAUGACCUCAUCCUUAACGAGGGUACACAAGGUGAAGACUUGAGUUGGGUUGAGAAAAUCAUGAUAUAUCCAACUGGACUUGAGGAAAUCGAAGAUUUCAAAGGAUUUGUGGAACCAUUCCGCAACUUCCCACUCUACAAAGGCAAACAAACGGAAGAGGAGGCUUCACCCGAGAGUCGACUGGCCGGUUUCCUCAAAGGCAACCUGUUGAUCUAUGCGGUCAACGAUGAUGCGGAAAUGCCAACGCAGCAAACGGAGCUCAAAUUGUUCAAAACGUUACCACUGAAAGCCCGUGUCAAACUCACGGUUCGCGUUUACGUUGUUCGAGCAAUAGGACUUCAUCCGGCCGAUCGAAAUGGAUUAGCGGAUCCCUACCUUAUCUUGUCUUUGGGGAAAGUGGUCAUCGACGAGAAAGAUGACUACAAGCCAAAAACACUCAAUCCAUACUUUGGAAAGUACUAUGAAUUCACAGCCAUGUUGCCGGUGGACUCUAUGCUUACCAUUCAGGUUAUGGACUACGACCGGGUGGGAUCAAACGAUUUGAUCGGAGAAACCAGGAUAGAUAUUGAAAAUCGAUAUCACAGUCCGCACCGAGCGACUUGUGGCUUGAUGAACGUUUACAACACGCAUGGCUACGUGAAAUGGAAGGACAGUCUACUACCCACGGAGAUUCUGGAACGACAAUGUCAGAAAAGAGGCAUCGAACAACCCGUCUACAACCUGCUGGAGAACAAGGUCACAGUUGGUGGUCAAGAUCUACAUGCAAUAACCGAGAUCACAAACGAAUCCGGUGGAACGGUGAAAUCGGUUGAACCGCUUGCCCUGGAAGUUUUAAAGCGAUUCAGUACACUGCCUUUGGGGAUCGAGUUGGUUCCGGAACAUGUUGAGACAAGAGCUCUGGUACAUCCGGACAGGCCAGGAAUGUCCCAAGGUCGGUUGCAGUUGUGGGUGGAUAUAUUCGAUCGAUCACUUGGAGUACCCCCGCCAGCAAUCGACAUCUCUCCAAGACAACCAAUCCAAUACGAACUGCGCGUGAUUAUUUGGAACACAGCUGAUGUGAUCUUAAACGAUACGUCACUAUUCUCCUCCGAGAUGAGCAGUGAUAUUUAUGUGCGCGGUUGGGUCAAAGGAGUGGGUGUGGACGACCAGAAAACCGAUAUCCAUUAUCGGUCAUUGUCGGGUGAGGGCAAUUUCAACUGGAGAUUUAUUUUCCCGUUUGAUUACAUCAAAGCAGAGGAUCGAAUAGAGUUCAAGGACAAGGGACCAUUCGACGUUGAGCCUAUCACAAUCAAGUCAAACUGUGAGCUUACUUUGCAAAUAUGGGAUGCGGACGUAUUUUCCAGCGAUAACUUUCUGGGAGGAAUUACGAUGCAGCUAUCAUCUAUUCCAAGGUGCGCAAAGACACCGAAAAGUUGUGGGCUACAUCAACUUGCCCCGGACUGUCCAAGGUUCUCACUAUUCAAAAACCCGCAAGUUCGGGGUUGGUGGCCGUGCGCGGAUGAAGUGUUUGAAAAAUUAGAAGUGCAGGGCAAAGUCGAAUGUGAAAUGAACCUGCUAACCGCCGUGGACGCUGAGAACUCGCCAGCAGGCCGAGCUCGAGAAGAGCCGAACGCAUUACCAAAACCAAAUCGUCCAGACAGCUCCUUCCAGCGAAUACUCGGGCCGCUAAAUACACUUCGAUACUUCUGCAAGUAUAAGCUGAAGUGGAUCCUGAUCAAAAUAUUGAUCAUCUUCCUCUUUUUGCUUAUCAUCGCUCUGUUCAUCUACACCUUUCCAGGAGCUAUUGUCUACAGGAUUGUAGGUUCGUCACGGCCAGCUGGCUGAGACCACGAAGACGAGUGGCUUCUUUAGCGCUCAAACACGUCUGUCAAUUCAUUUGAUCAACGGGUGCUGGAAUACAUUUGUUUAUUUCGUGCUUGCUUCUUCUCUGUGGAUCCGAGAUUCGGAGAUUAAUUGAACGUGUACUUUGCAAUGUGGCGUAGAACGAGCGAUUUGCACUCUACACUUGUCUACC
Opisthorchis viverrini is the source of this 6847-nucleotide messenger RNA. RefSeq lists its product as hypothetical. The record is from RefSeq and is a predicted model, not a curated record. NCBI's taxonomy places the organism in Eukaryota, Metazoa, Platyhelminthes, Trematoda, Opisthorchiida, Opisthorchiidae. The transcript is spliced from 43 exons. Gene Ontology annotation, biological process: plasma membrane organization. Bases 511 to 6657 code for a protein of 2048 amino acids. Gene Ontology annotation, cellular component: membrane.